AUGAACGCUAGUGGCCCUGGCUAUCCGUUAGCGUCUCUCUACGUGGGAGACCUCCACCCGGAUGUGACCGAAGCCAUGCUCUACGAGAAGUUCUCGCCUGCUGGGCCCAUCAUGUCCAUCCGAGUCUGUCGGGAUGUUGCCACACGCCGAUCACUGGGCUAUGCCUACAUAAACUUCCAGCAGCCUGUGGAUGCUGAGCGAGCCCUGGACACCAUGAACUUUGAAGUGAUCAAAGGCCGUCCCAUCCGCAUCAUGUGGUCCCAGCGGGACCCCGGGCUCAGGAAGUCGGGGGUUGGAAACGUCUUCAUCAAGAACCUGGACGACUCCAUUGAUAACAAAGCCCUAUACGACACUUUCUCUGCCUUCGGAAACAUCCUGUCGUGCAAGGUGGUCUGUGAUGAAAACGGAUCCCGUGGCUAUGGCUUUGUUCACUUUGAGACUCACGAGGCAGCGACUCGGGCCAUCGAGACCAUGAAUGGGAUGUUGCUCAACGACCGGAAGGUAUUUGUUGGCCAUUUCAAAUCCCGCAAAGAGCGUGAGGCAGAGUUUGGGGCUAGGGCGAUGGAGUUCACCAACGUCUACAUCAAAAACUUUGGGGAUGACAUGGAUGAUGACAGACUGCAGGAAAUAUUCUCCAAGUUUGGCGGUGGCCGACAUGAACGGGAAGGAGAUCAACGGGCGGAUAGUGUACGUGGGCCGAGCCCAGAAGCGGCUGGAGCGCCAGAGUGAGCUGAAGCGGAAAUUUGAGCAGAUCAAGCAGGAGCGAGUGAGCAGGUACCAGGGGGUCAACCUGUACGUGAAGAACCUGGAUGACGGGAUAGAUGAUGAGAGGCUGAGGAAGGAGUUCUCUCCUUAUGGCAC
Messenger RNA from Haliaeetus leucocephalus (bald eagle), 861 nucleotides. RefSeq names its product poly(A) binding protein, cytoplasmic 1-like (gene PABPC1L). Gene Ontology annotation, cellular component: ribonucleoprotein complex. Lineage: Eukaryota; Metazoa; Chordata; Aves; Accipitriformes; Accipitridae. Bases 1 to 729 code for a protein of 242 amino acids. The transcript has 6 exons. The record is from RefSeq and is a predicted model, not a curated record. Gene Ontology annotation, molecular function: RNA binding.